CUCUCUCUCUCUCUCUGGUAUAUCUUUGAAGGCUCUCCUCCGCUCCACCGCACCGGCGCGCCGUAUAGCCACCGUGCGACGCUCGGGGCGGCUGGGGAGCCGGAGACGAAGCACAGUAGUCGUAAAGAGAGAGUGGGAGAGCGGGAAGAGAGAUGGGGCAAAGGUUGAGUUGCACUCGAUCAAGCCGUGAGCAUGAGUUCUUUAGCGCCGUGCAGUCUGGCGACGUAGAGCUAGUUGAGCUUUGUCUUCGUCGUGAUCCGGCUAUGUUCAAUCAGACUACCAUAUACGACCGCCUCUCUUCCCUCCAUAUCGCCGCUGCCAAUGGCCGCCUCGAGGUUCUUUCUAUAAUUUUAGAGCGGUCUGUGAAUCCUGACCUUUUGAAUCGUCACAAACAAACCCCAUUGAUGUUGGCUGCAAUGCAUGGGAAGUUGGCAUGUGUGCAGAGGCUACUCCAAGCUGGAGCAAAUAUCUUGAUGUUUGACUCACUGCAUGGGAGGACUUGCUUGCAUUUUGCUGCUUAUUAUGGCCAUUACGAUUGCUUGCAAGCCAUUCUGGAUGCUGCCCAUUCCACACCUGUGGCUGAUUCCUGGGGAUUUGCCCGUUUUGUGAAUGUUAGAGAUGGCAAUGGGGCAACACCGUUGCACCUUGCAUCUAGGCAUAAACGGCCGGAGUGUGUUCACAUUCUACUUGACAAUGGAGCUCUUGUUUGUGCUUCAACGGGUGGAUAUGGAUGUCCGGGGAGCACUCCACUACAUUUAGCAGCUCGUGGAGGAUCUUUGGAUUGUGUCAGAGCGCUUUUAGCAUGGGGAGCUGAUCGGCUCCAGAGAGAUUCAUCUGGGAGAAUACCAUUCAUGGUUGCUUUGAAAAGAAAUCACGGAGCAUGUGCGGCUCUGCUUAACCCGGCAUCGGCUGAGCCUCUGGUUUGGCCUUCUCCGUUGAAGUUUAUCAGUGAGCUCGAACCGGAAGCGAAGCUUCUGCUCGAGGCGGCUCUAAUGGAGGCUAAUAAGGAAAGGGAGAAAAAUAUUUUGAAGGGGACAGCGUAUUCCUUGCCGUCUCCCUUGAAUUCAGAAGACGGAAUGGAUGAUAAUGUCUCUGAGAUGAGUGAGUCUGAGCUCUGCUGCAUAUGCUUCGAUCAAGUCUGCACCAUCGAGGUCCAAGACUGCGGGCACCAAAUGUGUGCACACUGCACACUGGCUCUCUGCUGCCAUAACAAGCCUAAUCCUUCCUCAUUAUGCAUGUCUACGCCUGUUUGCCCCUUUUGCCGCAGCAACAUUGCUAGAUUGGUGGUAGUGAAGACCAAGGCCGAAGAUGAUAGCGAAAAGGAUGCACCGUCGAAGAUAAGAAAGUUAAGACGGUCAUGCAACCACAGUGAGGGAAGCAGCAGUUUCAAGGGCCUCACGGCCUUUGGUUCUUUCGGAAUGAUGAGUGGCCGUGGCUCAGGACGGAGAGCGAGUACUAGUGAAAUCAUGGACAAGCCUUAAUAGAUAUUCGAUUAUUAAAAUAUUGAUCAAGAGAUUUUGUGCAUCGUUGGUUGUGUUUUGAGUUUGGGAUUGCAAGAGCAUCAGAGAAAAAAACAGACAACCAUUUGAAGACCUGUCUUAUCUCCUCUGUAAACAACCUAGUAAGUGUGAAUGAUAGAGUUGAUGUUAUAAUGCAGUUAAAGAAAAAAAAAAGAAAAGAAAAAAACAAUGGCUGCUGUUGGAUAUCAUGUGAGCUUUGAAAUAAUUGAACAUGGGGGCUCCUCCAUUGUUUUGUAUUUCCUUUGAAAGUACUGCAUGGCUCUUGUCUUAGUCUAUUUGACCCUUUAACAUUGUGGGACC
This is a messenger RNA of Dioscorea cayenensis subsp. rotundata (Guinea yam), 1820 nucleotides long. Its product is annotated as E3 ubiquitin-protein ligase XB3-like. Lineage: Eukaryota; Viridiplantae; Streptophyta; Magnoliopsida; Dioscoreales; Dioscoreaceae. The record is from RefSeq and is a predicted model, not a curated record. The transcript is spliced from 8 exons. The coding region runs from base 153 to 1481 and encodes 442 amino acids. Gene Ontology annotation, molecular function: protein binding.